AUGGCAGGUGUCUGGUGCCCCCCCCCCCCCUCCCUCUCUGGAACAUAGUUGCAGUGUGUGACGUGGGACAGUUUUCAGCAGGGCGCCAAAGUCACCUUGUGAACGGCACGGGCAGCACUGCGUGCAUUAGCUGCUCGCUAAGUUUUAUUAAACCCAUUGUUUUAGAGUGAUGGAAAAUUAGGUUUGGGGGGUAGAUGUUUGACAAUGGCUUCAUAAUAGUAUGGUUAUCAAAGUGGGUCCUGGAAGUUUUAGUGGGUGGUCUGUAUAGUUGCCUUUAUUUGAUGCACAGGAAUUAUUGUGUAAGACUGGUCCUGCUGUGUGAAUUCCAGCCUCUUUGUGCCUCCUAUGAUUGUUGAGUGUGGGCAUGAUUGGUUGUGUAGAGUGAAGGUCGCUUGGCUAACAGCCUUGCUUGGAAACCAGACUCUUCCAGAGAACGGCCGAUAAAGCAGAUAUUGUCAGAGUGAUGCCUUGUGCAUGCUAUCAAGUGGAGAUUGAGAAUAUCACCUACAUUUAGAGGGAAUAUGGGUAAAUCCUGCAGAACCUUUUCAUAUUGGUUUCUGUGAUGUUCCUUUCUGAAUAAUGUUUUUUGCCCAAAGCCCCAGUGUGACCCCCUGCCAAGCAGGAGGGCUGGUUAUGACGCAGAUGCCAGCUCACUGCUGAGGAUGCAGGCUGCAGGGACUGGCUGAGCUGUGAGCAGAAUACUAAACGGGCCAUCUCGGGCCCUGCCUGUCAGGGUACCACUGUGUGCUCUUGACACAGCCAGCCUCCCGCUCCCUCCACUCCGAGGCCAAACAUUUCUCCUUCCCAGCUCCUAUAAGCCCUCUGGAGGUAGACACAGUUAGCUCACUCCUUCUCAACUCUCAUAAGCCCUCAAGGGACAUCCACAGUUUAGAGAUGGUGCUUUACUGUCUGCAGAUGUGCUUACUGUCCGGAAGAUUAUAGCCCAGUGUUGGUUUUCAUUACUGUUUUGAUUGUAGCUAAUGCAUUUCUCACUUCUUCCUCUGGCUGGGCUGGCUGUGCUCCUGCUGUAUCUGUGUAGUUUCUCCUUGUCCAGCCCAAGCUGUCUAAAACAGCACUGUCAAUACAGGGAUGCUGUGCUCUGUGCUGAGGUUUGCUGUCACUGCUGUUCUUACUAAACUAAUCUGCAACUAUGUGAUGUCAGUUUUCCUUGACUGCUGUUCCAGGCAGGGCUCCAGACUGCAACCAUUUAGUCGCAUUUUGCGACCCUUUGACUUGGCUGUGCGAAUAAAUGUUUUAAUUGAACUCAUCGGUGGGAGCUGCACAUUCUACAUGGUCACCUCACUCAAUGUUUUUUUUUAGGAGGAUUAAACCAUUAUUUGGUCAAACAGUAAAAUACAUUAUCCUCAUGAUUCCUGUAAAGAAAGUGUCUGCCUGUACCUGUUUCGCUGGGGCCUGCUGCUAUGUCGAAUGAGUCACACUCCUUUCCCGGGGAAAAAGUGUUCUGAUUGUAUACAAUUGUUUAAUAUAAUGGCUAUCUUGUUGUCACAGGUAUCAUUUUUAUUUAUCAACACUCCAUUUUGAGCCCAAUAGCAAACUAUUUUACAACCAAGAUACAGUGCAUUCGGAAAGUAUUCAGACCCCUUGACUUUUUCCACAUUUUGUUACGUUAUAGCCUUAUUCUAAAAUUGAUUAAAUUGUUUUUCCCCCUCAAUCUACACAAUACCCCAUAAUGACAAAGCAAAAACAGGUUUGUAUAAAUUUUUGCAAAUGUAUACAAAAAAACAAUCUGAAAUAUAACAUUUACAGUAUUCAGACCCUUUACUCAGUACUUUGUUGAAGCACCUUUGGCAGAGAUUACAGCCUUGAGUCUUCUUGGGUAUGAUGCUACAACCUUGGCACACCUGUAUUUGGGGAGUUUCUCCCAUUCUUUUCUGCAGAUCCUCUCAAGCUCUGUCAGGUUGGAUGGGGAGCGUUGCUGCACAGCUAUUUUCAGGUCUCUCCAGAGAUAUUCGAUCCGGUUCAAGUCUGGGCUCUGGCUGGGCCACUCAGAGACAUGUCCCGAAGCCUGUGUGCUUAGGGUCGUUGUCCUGUUGGAAGGUGAACCUUCGCCCUAGUCUGAGGUCCUGAGCACUCUGGAGCAGGUUUUCAUCAAGGAUCUCUCUGUACUUUGCUCCGUUCAUCUUUCCCUCAAUCCUGACUAGUCUCCUAGUCCCUGUCGCUGAAAACAUCCCCACAGCAUGAUGCUGCCACCACCAUACUUCACCGUAGGGAUGGUGCCAGGUUUCCUCCAGACGUGAUGCUUGGCAUUCAGGCCAAAGAGUUAAAUCUUGGUUUCAUCAGACCAGAGAAUCUUGUUUCUCAUGGUCUGAGUCCUUUAGGUGCCUUUUGGGAAACUCCAAGCGGGCUGUCAUGUGCCUUUUACUGAGGAGUGGCUUCCGUCUGGCCACUCUACCAUAAAGGCCUGAUUGGUGGAGUGCUGCAGAGAUGGUUGUCCUUCUGGAAGGUUCUCCCAUCUCCACAAAGGAACUCUGGAGCUCUGUCAGAGUAACGGGUUCUUGGUCACUUCCCUAACCAAGGCCAUUCACCCGAUUGCUCAGGAAGAGUCUUGGUGGUUCCAAACUUCUUCCAUUCAAUAAUGAUGGAGGCCACUGUGUUCUUGGGGACCUACAAUGCUGCAGAAAUGUUUUGGUACCCUUCCCCAGAUCUGUGCCUCGACACAAUCCUGUCUCGGAGCUCUACGGACAAUUCCUUCGACCUCAUGGCUUGGUCUUUGCUCUGACAUGCAGUCAACUGUGGGACCUUAUAUAGACAGGUGUGUGUGCCUUGCCAAAUCAUGUCCAAUCAAUUGAAUUUACCACAGGUGGACUCCAAUCAAGUUGUAGAAACAUCUCAAGGAUGAUGAAUGGAAACAGGAUGCACCUGAGCUCAAUUUGUAAAUAUGGUAUAUCUGUUUUUUUUACAUUGGCUAAAAUUUCUAAAAACCUGUUUUCGCUUUGUCAUUAUGGGGUAUUGUGUGUAGAUUGAGGAAAUGUUUUUAUUGAAUCCAUUUUAGAAUAAGGCUGUAACAUAACAAAAUGUGGAAAAAGUUAAAGGGUCUGAAUACUUUCCGAAUGCACUGUAUGUGAUAAGGCUCUGAGAUAUUGAGCGUGUGAAAUGCGCAUUGGCAAUUGUUAUUGCAUAGGCCUCAUUGGGUGGUAGGCUACAACUGCAAUGUAUAUUUUUUUGACAUUAAAUGUACUGUUAGAUUAAUACAUGGCAACUAGCAGUGGGUAUUAUUUAAAUUUAGCAACCUAGCUAAUAUGUUUUGAGUUUCCACUUACUCGGUUGUGAAUUAACCCAAAUAACUUAACCUGUGAUAUUAGUGCACAUAAACAUGCAGGCAAAUUCAUGUCUAUUCAUGUCGUUUUUCGUCAUGAAUCUUGUUCUGGAGGCAGCUCUGCAGAGUGGUCACUAGCGAUCAGAUUUUAAACCUUAACCACACUGCUAACCCUAAUGCCUAACCCUGAUCUUUAAAUGAUGACCAAAAAGCACUUUAUUUUAUUAAUUUGUACAAUAUAGCCAAUUUUGACUUUGCAGUUGGCCUAUCUAAGAGGAUAUCGCUCAGUUCUGCCUCCAGGACAAGACUCAGGACAAACGUCAAUCUGCUAUUUUAACAGUAGAAUAUAACAUUGACAUUUUAGUCAUUUAGCAGACGCGCUUAUCCAGAGCGAUUUACAGUAGUGAGUGCACACAUUUUCGUGCUUUUACGUACUGGUCCCCUGUUGGAAUCAAACCCACAACACUAGCGUUGCAAACGCCAUUCUCUGCAACUGAGCCACACGGGAACAACAAUAGGCUAAUUGUCAAUCACUGGAAAAGGGUGCACAUUAAAAUAUUUUCAAUCACAACAUGAAAAGAUUAUAAAACAACUUAUUUGUUGAAUUCCAUAAUUUUUUAUGGUGUGACGCUGCGGGAAAUUUUUUUGAGGCGACUAAAACAUGGGCUGGUGUCACCAGUCAUGUAAAAAUCUUCUCAGUGUGAAAUAGUCACCAAUCGUCCUGAUUGUGAUGUGAUGUUGUAAAAUAUCUCCCAGCGUGAAAAUGUUCCCAGUUCAAUAAUUGCACGCGCUGCUCUUUAUGUGGACCGCAGAGCUCGUGCGGAUGUUUCUCUCACACCCUCCCUUAGCGUCCAAGUUUUUGCAAUCGCAAAAAAUCUCUCCUCAGCACUUUGACACGCGAGUCCGGGUGUUUAUAUGCAGACCUCACGCCUCAACAAGGUUCUGAUUGGUCAGUGGCAAUACUCCUGUCCACCAUUGAUUGGCAGAUGUGUGAAGCAAAUACGCGUGCCCACAGAACAGUUUUUCGAGGUCCGGGUAGGGUGUGAGAGAAACAUCCGCACGAGCUCAGCCGUCCACAUAAAGAGCUGUGCGAGCAAUUAUUGAACUGGGAACAUUUUCACGCUGGGAGAAAUGUUACAUGACAUCACAAUCACAACACAAUCAGGACGAUUGGUGACUAUUUCACACUGAGAAGAUUUUUGCAUGACACCACCAACUGAAAAACUUAGUGCCACCAGGGGAAAAUGUUGGUCUGAUGAGCUGCUAGCUCUAGCCUGGAACUCACAGCACCGUGGUUCUGACCGCUGCGGCUCCUGCUGCUGCUAGGAAAUUCACUUAUCUCAACCCAUAGUCACUCUCACCACCACUCUAAUUUAUCUCAGAACUUCAGGGAAAUUAAAGAGAUGGUUCUCUUCUCCCUGAAUAGCUCAACAUUGACCAUACAUGCAACGGCCAUAUUUCUUUUAUUUUUUAUUUUUUUUACUUAAUGUGUUUAUUGCACAUAUCUAGUCAUCAGCAUAAUGUUGUCUGUAGCCAGAGGUGUUGCAUUUCUGCAGGAAUCUGGGGGUUCUGGUCCCUGGCUGGUGCAUGUUCAGUAAAAUAGUGGCCCACAUACUGAUAGGGGCCAGUCAGUGUUAGGUGGGAGGAUUGCUCAGCUGUUCCUAUUGUUUGGACAGCAAGAUGACCUUGUAGGGAAGUCAGUGCUAGAUGGCGAUCCCACCCCUCCAAGCCCAACGCGCAGACACUCUACCCAUCAGCACCCUCCAUGGCCUGGGAUUCCAGACACUCAGCAUGGAAUGUGGCAUUUUGUGUGGGCCUGGCCAGCGUUUGCUGUCGCUGUGGGGUCUUUCGGCCACUGUCAGGUCAUCAGGAGGCACAAUGUCUGUCUGGGUCUUGGAUGAAUGAGGCGGAAGGAAUAGUAUGUUAGAGUGCCAAUAAAGACUAAGGGUAUCAACCAACAGCUAUUAAGCUACUGCAAUUUUCGGCUGGUUUGCAUUGCCCUUGCGUUCCAGUUUUGAACUGCACUGUGGCAGCUAACCUUGAGGCAUGUCCUGCGUUGACUGCUGGGAAUCUGCGCUAUGCUGUCUGGUUAUAGAAGUCGCGGUAAAGGUGCAGACAUGCUGGUCUGACCCCGGAGAGACUGUUAAGAGGAGCCACUAACGAGGGAGAGAUUGACCUUAACACCAGGGGAAAGUGACAGAAACAUGAAUACCCUUCAGAGCUUCCUCUCUUACCGUGGUCACAGACUGUAGCCUUGUCCACAGCUUCACAUUACCACAUGUGGAACAGUGCAUUAGAAUAUUAAGAAGACUGCUGUGUGGAGAGGGAAGGUGGGAUGAGUCAUCAAUACUCCCCUUUCAUUAGGCUAAGUAUAGGGAUUAGCAGGCAGAAGGUUUAAAGGUAGACUCAGCUAAAUGACAUUGCCAUGAGGAGCACCACAGAUAUUGAGCUGAGCGAGAUGCAAGACUUCACUCUGUCACACACAGUAUCUGCGCACGUGCAGGGGUUCGCUUCAUGCGGUUCACAACGUGGUAGCCACGGGACGAAAACAGUGGAGAAGUUGAGCCUCGCACUUCAAUGCUCUUAGUUGUUGCGGAAAUUGUCAUAUCGCUGAGUCUACCUUUAAUUACAACCUUUUCAUGGUGUUGAUGGCAACAGAACGCACUAAGUAAUGGGAUAGGGAAAGGACCAUCCAGAGGUCUUCUUUAACUAAUAAUUUAAAUGUCUGAGAUGCUACAGUGCAUUUGGAAAGUAUUCAGACCCUUUGACUUUUUCCACAUUUUGUUACGUUACAGCCUUAUUCUAAAAAAUAUAUAUCCUCAUCAAUCUACACACAAUACCCCAUAAUGACAAAGCGAAAACAGGUUUUUAGAAAUGUUAGAAAAUGUAUUACAAAUAAAAAAACAUAAAUACCUUAUUUACAUAAGUAUUCAGACCCUUUGCUAUGACUCGAAAUUGAGCUCAGAUGCAUCCUGUUUCCAUUGAUCAUCCUUGAGAUGUUUCUACAACUUGAUUGGAGUCCACCUGUGGUACAUUCAAUUGAUUGGACAUGAUUUGGAAAGGCACACACACCUGUCUAUAUAAGGUCCCCCAGUUGACAGUGCAUGUCAGAGCAAAAACCAAGCCAUGAGGUCGAAGGAAUUGUCCGUAGAGCUCCGAGACAGGAUUGUGUCGAGGCACAGAUCUGGGGAUGGGUACUAAAAAAUGUCUGCAUCAUUCAUAAAUGGAAGAAGUUUGGAACCACCAAGACCCUUCCUAGAGCUGGCCGCCCGGCCAAACUGAGCAAUCGGGCGAGAAGGGCCUUGGUCAGGGAGGUGACUAAGAACCUGAUGGUCACUCUAACAGAGCUCCAGAGUUCCUCUGUGGAGAUGGGAGAACCUUCCAGAAGGACAACCAUCUCUGCAACACUCCGCCAAUCAGGCCUUUAUGGUAGAGUGGCCAAAUGGAAGCCACUCCUCAGUAAAAGGCACAUGACCGCCCGCUUGGAGUUUGCCAAAAGGCACCUAAAGGACUCUGACCAUGAGAAACAAGAUUCUCUGGUCUGAUGAAACCAAGAUUGAACUCUUUGGCCUGAAUGCCAAGUGUCACGUCUGGAGGAAACCUGGCGCCAUCCCUACAGUGAAGCAUGGUGGUGGCAGCGUCAUGCUGUGGGGAUGUUUUUCAGUGGCAGGAACUGGGAACUAGUCAGAAUUGAGGGAAAGAUGAACGGAGCAAAGUACAGAGAGAUCCUUGAUGAAAACCUGCUCCAGAGCGCUCAGGACCUCAGACUGGGGUGAAGGUUCACCUUCCAACAGGACAACGACCCUAAGCGCACACAGCCAAGACAACGCAGGAGUGGCUUUGGGACAAGUCUCUGAAUGUCCUCGAGUGGCCCAGCCAGAGCCUGGACUUCAACCCGAUCUAACAUGUUUGGAGAGACCUGAAAAUAGCUGUGCAGUGACGCUCCCCAUCCAACCUGGCAUAGCUUGAGAGGAUCUGCAGAGAAGAAUGGGAGAAACUCCCCAAAUACAGGUGUGCCAAGCUUGUAGCGUCAUACCCAAGAAGACUCAAGGCUGUAAUCGCUGCCAAAGGUGCUUCAACAAAGUACUGAGUAAAGGGUCUGAAUACUUAUGUAAAUGUAAUAUUUCCGUUUUUUAUUUGGAAUACAUUUGCCAAAAUUUUUUUACCUGUUUUGGCUUUGUCAUUAUGGGGUAUUGUGUGUAGAUUGAUGAGGGGGGAAAAAACAAUUUAAUCCAUUCUAGAAUAAGGCUGUAACGUAACAAAAUGUGGAAAAAGUCAAGGGGUCUGAAUACUUUCCGAAUGCACUGUAUCUGUCUACUGUAUGCAUGAUUUGAAUUAUUCAACAGUACAGAUGUUUUGCCCAGCAUAAACUCACCGUACAGUUUGUUAGGUACACCCAUCUAGUACCAGGUCAGACCCCCCUUUGCCUCCAGAACAGCCUGAAUUCUUUGGGGCAUUCUACAAGGUGUCAAACGUUCCACAGGGAUGUUGGUCCAUGCUGACGCGAUGGUAUCACACAGUUGCUGCAGAUUGGACGGUGGUACAUUCAUGCUUCGAACAGCCCGUUCCAUCUCAGCCCAAAUAUGCUCUAUUGGGUUGAGGUCUGGGGACUGUGCAGGCCACUCAAGUAAACUGAACUCGCAGUCCUGUUCCAGGCAAUGUUUUUCCACUCAAUUGUCCAGUGUUGGUGAUCGCAUGCCCACUGGAGCCGAUUCUUCUUGUUUUUAGCUGAUUGGAGUGGAACCCGAUGUGGUCGUUUGCUACAAUAGCCCAUCCGUGACAAGGAUCGACGAUUUGUGCGUUCCGAGAUGCGUUUCUGCACAUCACUGUUGUACUGCGCCGUUAGUUGUCUGUUUGUGGCCCGCUUGUUAGCUUACACGAUUCUUGCCGUUUUCCUUUCGCCCACAAGACUGGAAUGUUUUUUGUUUGUUGCACCAUUUUCGCUAAACCCUAGACACUGUCGUGCGUGAAAAGCCCAGGAGGGUGGCCAUUUUUAAGAUACUGGAGCCAGCGUGCCUGGCACUGACGAUCAUACCACGCUCAAAGUCGCUUAGGUCACUCGUUUUGCCCAUUCUAACGUUCAAUCGAACAGUAGCUGAAUGCCUCGAUGCCUGUCUGUCUGCUUUAUAUAGGAAGCCACGGCCACCUGACUCACUGUCUGUUGGAGCGAUCCAUUUUCGCGAAUGCGGUGGUGUUCCUAAUAAACUGUCUGGAGAGUGUAGAGGUCACUGAUAGUUAGAAGGCAUGUUGACCCCUGACCUCUAUGUUCCUUCAUAUCUCCCAGCAGAACCCUGGCAGUCAGGCAGCAUCUGUUCUAGCUCUCACACAGCACAGGCCACUGGUAGGCAGGACAAACAUAUUUUCAAGAUUUCCCUUAUAUCAUCAAAAUCAAUACAUUUAUAGCACAUUUUUGGGCUCAUUCAGUAGUUUUUGCCUGAAUUUUUUAUUUUAUUUUUUUAAGUUGUAACCUGUAAAAAAAAAUGUUAAAGUACCAUUUAUAUUCCUAAAACAUAAGUUGAAUAUGAUAUUGUUUCUGCUUCCUUCAUUUAUAGCAGUGUCAACUGCCUCCUGUAGCUCAGUUGGUAGAGCAUGGCGCUUGCAACGCCAGGGUUGUGGGUUUGAUUCCCACGGGGGGCCAGUAUGAAAAAAUGUAUACACUCACUAACUGUAAGUCGCUCUGGAUAAGAGCGUCUGCUAAAUGACUAAAAUGUAAAAAAUGAGUGCUUCUGAAAUAGCCUCCUCAGAAUAGCAGCUUUUCAGCCUUUUGUUGUAUCUGCCAUCAGCACCUGCACCCUCCGGAUUGGACACAGAGAAACCUGCUGUGUCAUGCAGUCAUACACAGCAGGGCCUGUGUCAUGCAGUCAUACACAGCAGGGCCUGUGUCCGUCUGUCAGCUAAAGCAGUCGGUCUGUCUUCCUGGUGUGGCGGCCUUGCUUGGACCUACUCCUCUGUUGUAAAGAAGGGCACCCCUGUGAGUCAUGUCUGGCACUGGUUCACUGACUCUUGAGUCUGUGCCUCUUGUUGCUACGCUGCCUGUCUCACUCUCCUAGGUGUGGAGACUGUCACAGAUGUUUGGCCUGGUACCAAGUAGGAUGUUGACAUAAAGGGACAGAUUAUAUAAACACACACUUCAUCCAGAGCAGUCCUGCGGGCCAGUUGAACUGCACCAGGACAAUGUCAUGUGUGCCUUGUGUGCUUUUCACUCUUAGACUGUUGCGUUUCCUUUUUUUUUCUUUUCAUAAUGACAUCAACAGUGUCAUUGACUUCAACAAGUGCUAUUGUAAACGUCCUCAAGCCAUCCUAAUUUUUCUCUCUAGUUCCCUCCCGUCCUGCAGUCGUAAGUGUUUCUUUAAAAAAUGUAACGUCUCUUAGCACAGGAAGUAUUACACAACCCUGAGGAUGUGGCCGUUAUACUUCAUGGCUGAAGGGAAACAUUUGACUGUGGUCAUGUUCUUUCUGUUCAGCUUGGCAUCAGAUUGUAUAUUGAAACUCCUCCCAAACAUGGCAUCUUUCUUUGGCCUUUAGAUAUUAUUCUGUAACAGUUUGCCUUUGUCUGAAUAGACUUCAAGUAAGGCUGAUGAUCAUUUGUUUUUUUCAGAGGAAUGCCCUAAGAAUUGUCAGACUCCAGCCACCGAAGUCAUACUGUUCUGUCUGCUACCGCCAAGCCAUAAGACUGCUUAACAGUUAAUCAAAAUGUGCUACCCGGACUAUUUGCAUUGACUCCCCUUUUUUUAAAUUAAAUGUUUUACCUGACUCUCGUGCAAUGGCUCUCACACACACUACAUACCCUCACACACACACUACAUACGCUCACACACACUACAUACGCUCACACACACAACACACACAAGCAUAUUGACGCCCCCCACACAGACACACUCACACACAGACAUACUUUCACACUCUUCACUUACGCUGCUGCUACUGUUUAUCUAUCCUGAUUGCCUAGUCACUUUUACCCCUACCUACAUGUACAUAUUACCUCAACUACCUCAUACCCCUGCACAUUGACUCAGUACCGGUACUCCUUGUAUAUAGCCUCAUUAUUGUUACUAUUUCCUUUUUUAAUUUAGCAAAAUGUUCUUACCUUUUUAACUCUGCAUUGUUGGGCAAGGGCUCGUAAGUAAGCAUUUCACGGUAAGUCUACACCAGUUGUAUUCGGCGCAUGUGACAAAUAACAUUUUGAUAAACAUUUAUUUUAUAUUUCCCUCUGUGAGGUAGGUUGCCUGACCUUAUCAGAAGUGAAACGCAUUGUUCCACAUUUAGACAGUUGAAAGAUGCGAUUGAGCUCUACACAAUUCUUUCUGAGAAAAGCUGUCUCUCUCAUGAUUGGCCCAUGGCCACUGACGGCCCAGGACUCCUGGCACCAGUGUCUGUAUUAAUAUCGCCUGACACGUGCCCAACUGCACACCGGGGCGACUCGCUCUCUCUCUCUCUCUCUCGCUCUUUCUUUCUCUCUCUCGCUCUUUCUUUCUCUCUCUCCCGGUCUCUCUUUAUUUCUCUAUCGUUCUCUCCCCUUUGCUCUCUUUCUCUCUCUCUCUCUCUCUCUCUCUCUUUCUUUCCUCUCAAGGUUCCAGUGUGUACUGGUUGUGCUAAGAGCCACUCCUGUUGCGUCGAUGAGUUUUGGAAGGCGGGGCUCCGUGUCCGAGUGACAGCGUCUGGUAUUAUCUCCUCCACCUCCUUCCUGUUCAGUGGGGAUGACGGGGAAACAGCUGCUAUCAUGUGUCCAUUUUUAAACCUGAUUAGCACAUUGGGGGAACAUAUUGAAAUAUACUGAACAGAAAUAUACACUCAAUUUCAACUAUUUUACUGAGUUACAGUUCAUAUAAGGAAAUCGGGCAAUUGAAAUAAAUUAAUUAGGCCCUAAUCUAUGGAUUUCACAUGACUAGGCAGGGGCAUAGCCAUGGGUGGGCCUGGGAGGACAUAGGCCCACCCACUGGGGAGCCAGGCCCAGCCAAUCAGAAUGAGUUUUUCCCCAUAAAAGGGCUUUAUUACAGACACACAUUCCUCAGUUUCAUUAGCUGUCCGGGUGACUGGUCUCAGACAAUCCCGCAGGUGAAGAAGCCUGAUGUGGAGGUCCUGGGCUGGUGUGGUUACACGUUGUCUGCAGUUGUGAGGCUGGUUGGACGUACUGCCAAAUUCUCUAAAAUGACGUUGGAGGCGGCUUAUGGUAGAGAAAUGAACAUUAAAUUCUCUGGCAACAGCUCUAGUGGACAUUCCUCCAUUCAGCAUGCCAAUUGCACGCUCACUCAACUUGAGACAUCUGUGGCAUUGUUUUUUAGUGGCCUUUUAUUGUCCCCAGCACAAGGUGCACCUGUGUAAUUAUCAUGCUGUUUAAUCAGCUUAUUGAUAUGCCACACCUGUCAGGUGGAUGGAUUAUCUUGGCACAGGGAUGUAAACAAAUGUGUGCACAAAAUUUGAGAGAAAAUUCUGCGAUCUUUUAUUUCAGCUCAUGAAACAUGGCACCAACACUUUAUAUGUUGCGUUUAUCUUUUUGUUCAGUAUAGUUUGCUAUUUUGCUCUCCCCUCAAGGGCACAGGGGGAUCCUGAUGUUCAGGAAAAUGUUUACCUUCUCCCAUGGUCUUCACCAGUCUCCCUCUAUCACACAGGUUGGGCAUAUUAUUCCAGGACUCAGGUUGAAUUUCAUCACUGUAUGUCCUGAAAUGAAAGUUCAUGUUUGCAUAAUUAAAAAACAAACCUUUUUGUCCUGGGAUGGUUUAAAGUUGACUAAAGAUGCACGUCUUGCUGUUUGUCUCCUUUGCGAGAUGGUCUAAUGUGUGGAGGUGUUUUUAUUAGGGGAAUUAAUUUUGACAGGUCAGCCUGGUUAGCGGAAUAAAUGUAAUACUAUGUGAAGUCUCCAGGGCCCGGUUUCCCGAUAGCAAUGUAACUUUGGCAUCUUAACUACGAGGGCAGAAAAUUGUACAUGCGUUUCCCAAAACACCACGCAGAGAGAACGAUCAAUAAGUGCGUAAUUGGAGCAUGUGUCUCCUGAUGGGAUCGAAAGAAAGGCAGUGCUGCUCUCUGAUCAGCUUUCCUCAUUCAAAUCUUACCUUAGCAUUAUAUUUGUUCCACAAUACUGAUGACGGAUCAGCUCCUAAGGCUGCAAAUAUUGAAGGAGCUUAUUCUAAUGCUUACCCUAUUAUAAUGCACUAAAUCAAGUAUUGGCACAUCACAAUUGUUACACAUUCAAUAUAUUGAGGCAAAUUCAGACCGUAGCCUACAAUUAGCAAAAUAUAACAAUUCAUUGAACAUGAAAUGGAUUUCAAUAUGAUUGAAAUAGUGCCUUUGGAAAGUAUUCAGACCCCUUGAGUUUUUCCACAUUUUGUUAGGUUACAGCCUUAUUCUAAAAUGGAUUAAGUUGUUUAGUUCCCUCAUUAAUCUACACACAAUACCCCAUAAUGACAAAGCAAAAACUAGUUUUAAGAAUUUUUUGCUAAUUUAUUUUUAAAAUAAUAAUAAUUAAAUAUCACAUUUACAAUAGUAUUUAGACCCUUUACGCAGUACUUUCUUGAAGCACCUUUGGCAGCGAUUACAGCCUCGAGUCUUCUUGGGUAUGACUCUACAAGUUUGGCACACCUGUAUUUGGGGAGUUCGUUCUCUGCUGAUCCUCUCAAGCUCUGUCAGGUUGGAUGGGGAGCGUUGCUGCACAGCUAUUUUCAGGUCUCUCCAGAGAUGUUCGACCGGGUUCAAGUCUGUGCUCUGGCUGGGCCACUCGAGGACAUUCAGAGACUUGUCCCGAAGCCACUCCUGCAUUGUCUUAGCUGUGUGCUUGGGGUCAUUGUCCUGUUGGAAGGUGAACCAUUGCCCUAGUCUGAGGUCCUGAGCGCUCUGGAGCAGGUUUUCAUCAACGAUCUCUCUGUACUUUGCUCCGUUAAUCUUAGCCUCGAUCCUGACUAGUCUCCCAUUCCCUGCCACCACCAUGCUUCACCGUAGGGAUGGUGCCAGGUUUCCUCCAGACGUGAUGCUUGGCAUUCAGGCCAAAGAGUUCAAUCUUGGUUUCAUCAGACCAGAGAAUCUUGUUUCUCAUGGUCUGAGAAUCUUUAGGUGCCUUUUGGCAAACUCCAAGCAGGCUGUCAUGUGCCUUUUACUGAGGAGUGGCUUCCGUCUGGCCACUCUACCAUAAAGGCCUGAUUGGUGGAGUGCUGCAGAGAUGGUUGUCCUUCUGGAAGGUUCUCCCAUCUCCACAGAGGAACUCUGGAGCUCUGUCAGAGUGACCAUCAGGUUCUUAGUCACUUCCCUGACCAAGGCCCUUCUCCCCUGAUUGAGUCUUGGUGGUUCCAAACUUCUUCCAUUCAAGAAUGAUGGAGGCCACUGUGUUCUUGGGAACCUUCAAUGCUGCAGACAUUUUUUGGUACCCUUCCCCAGACCUGUGCCUCGACACAAUCCUGUCUCUGAGCUCUACGGACAAUUCCUUCGACCUCAUGGCUUGGUUUUUGCUCUGACUGUGUCAACUGUGGGACCUUAUAUAGACAGGUGUGUGCCUUUCCAAAUCAUGUCCAAUCAAUUGAAUUUACCACAGGUGGACUCCAAUCAAGUUGUAGAAACAUCUCAAGGAUGAUCAAUGGAAACAGGAUGCACCUGAGCUCAAUUUCGAGUCUCAUAGCAAAGGGUCUGAAUACUUAUGUAAUAAGUAAUUUCUGUUUUUUUAAAUAAAUUUGCAAACAUUUCUAAACCUGUUUUCGAUUUGUUGUUAUGGGGUGUUGUGUGUAGGUUGCUGAGAAAAUUGUUUUAUUUAAUAAAUUUUAGAAUAAGGCUGUAAGGUAACACAGUGGAAAAAGUCAAGGGGUCUGAAUACUUUCCGAAGGUAUAGGUCUAUAGCCUAUACUGUAAAUAAUGUAAUGCAGUCAUCUGUUUUAAUUUGAAGCAUCAUUUUUACCCUUCGCUUGUUUGUAACAAUUGCAAAGACAUUGGGAACUUUGUAUUUGUGGUCAACUUCAUUCUGAAGUUUUCGGUGGUCACAAAGAGACAGAAUCAAGAUGUUUAUGUUUAGCGUAAAUCUUCAGUGUAUAAAGUGACGCGGUAGGGAAAAACGCAUCUAACAACGCACUUAGCUGUUCCACAAGUGGUCUGAGGCAGUCGGUAAAUAACGAGCGUUUUCAAGUCCAACUUUAUUAACGAUGGUUUUGCGAAACAGCUCGGAGAUUUAACAAUGCUCCUACGAAGGUUCUAACUACGAACUUAGCCUUAAGAUGCUUUUGGGAAACCGACACCCAGAUCUGUAAGAGCAAAUUUACGUGUUUAUGAAGAACUGUUCUGCACGUUGAAAUUGAAAGAAGAACCGUGCCUUAAACGGAGUGGUUUCACCAUCUCCCAGCAUUUAUGUACUAAUAGGUUGCUGAAUCGGAUCACCACAAUUCAGAUGUGGCCCAAAUUGGCUUUUUUCAUUGGGACCAGCCUUUUAUGGCUCACCAGUCCUCCAUUUCCUCCUCCUACUCUGCCUCUGCCUUCGUGUGGCUCAGCAACCAACCUUGAAAUGAGCUAUAGUCUGUCAGUUAACAGUGAUGCUGAAUAAAUUGCGUCUAUAUUUCAGAGAACAGCUUGGUGGUCCGUUAGUCUAAGCACUCUAUAGGGUGGGUCAUUUUCGUAAAGUUCUGCUUACAGCACAGGUUUAAACUUGUUUAUGGCAUUGCACAUGCAUAACCACUUUGUCUUGAGAGACCUGUAACUAGAUUGUGUCUGUGUUGUGCUACAAUGAGUUGACAUCAUGGGCAGACGUUAUGGAGGUCAUAUGUGUCCACUUUUCGCUGAUUUGAAAUGCAUCAUUGUCCAUCUAUGACAUUUUAAUAUAUUUAUCUCUAAUUCUGUCAGUGUGUCUGUCUUCUUUCCCCCCUAGUUGGAGACAAGGUUCCUGCAGACAUCCGUCUCUCUUCCAUCAAAUCUACAACCCUGAGAGUAGACCAGUCUAUCCUGACCGGUAAGACACAUGGCAGUUUGCUGCACUGUUUUCCCUAUACUUAGGGUUGCCAUGUUCAUGGUUUUCCUGCCGAAUUGGGCUACUUUGAAAACGAUGUCGCGGGUGAAAAUGUAUUGUUCGCGGGUUGUGUUUUUUUGGGCUAUUUCUAAGUUGCACAGCAGCCGCCAUUGCAUUUGUCUUUUUUUUUUUUUAUAAUGUAUUUCACUGGGACCUGCUGCUGACUGUUGAGAGAGCACUGCAGCAGGCAGCUUAGUCCACUAUUGGCUGAGUCACAUGAGUGAGAGGAGCCAUAUCAGCACGCGCGCACGUCGUGACAACUUUUUUAGAUUGUAAUUAGGGAGACACCUAUUUUUUUUCCCGACCCUUUUUCCAUAAAACAUGGAAAGUUGAAUUAAAAUCAUAACCCCAGAUUUAAGUCCGUAGCCUAUCCCUAUUGAAAUAACAAGUAAAUCUUGCGAAUAGGCCAUUUUAUAACGGGUUGUAGUCUUAACAUCUGGCACAAAAUAAUGGCACAAUUGCCUGAAAAUAGCCUAACAUUUGUAUUUUUUAAGUUCAUCCAAGUGUUUCUUGCUCAGAGAUUUCGAGAUCCUCUGUCCAACUUUCAUCACUCAAACUCUCCUGUCGGAUUUAUCAAUAGUUAUGCACAUGCGCAAAAGGGAUUUAUUUACCAUUUAAACCGGGUUUGAGCCCUGAAUGCUGAUUGGCUGAAAGCCGUGGUGGAUCAGACCAUAUACCACAGGUAUGACAAAACAUUUAUUUUUACUGUUCUAAUUACGUUGGUAACCAGUUUAGCAAUAAGGCACCCCAGUGGUUUGUGGUAUAUGGCCAAUAUACCACAGCUAACUGCUGUAUCCAGGCACUCUGCGUUGCAUCAUGCUUAAGAACAGCCCUUAGCCUUGGUAUAUUGGCAAUAUACCAUACUGCCCUCAUGCCUUAUUGCUUAAUCAUAGCAGUCAAACUAGUUAAACCGACAUCCAUUGAUGGAAAUGAUCUGUUGAGUUUAAUAAGGGCGAAUUAUCGUUUCUCUUGCGACAUAUGCAAAUUCCCUUUGUCAUGUCAUAGCUCACAAUAAUUAUUAUUUUGAUGAAAGCCGAAUGUUGCUUCUAAUGUCAUUACAAGUUACGUUGGAAAAGGGGUUUAUUGUGUAAGUGUGGCAACUACUCUCUUGCUGUGAACAUUUUUUGGCUAGUUAAUCAGACAAACAUGUAGGCCACACUCCCCUUUUUUAAGGCUCUCCUGGAGGAUGGUUGGCCACCGUUGGUAGCCUAUAAAAUAUUGCAACAUUACAAUUACAGCCAAAUAUGUCUUUUUAUAAAAUAAUUCCCUCCAGGGCUCGAAAUUAAGGGCGUCCCGUCGUCUCUGGGACGAUAAAAAAAUAUGUCUACGGUUCAAAAAGGCAGAAUCUGGGACAGUUCUGGGACGACAGAUCCUAAAUUCAUACAACCGCAACGGAUCAGACCUUUUAGCUUAACAUUGAUUCGUUUUAUUUAAUUAUAUUAUAUUAUAAGCGCAACAAUGCGCACAUGGCUGUAGGCUAUGCGCGAAUGUUCCAAAAUGCAAUUAGCGGGGAAACGCCGUUCUCAAAACGAUCUAAAGAUACAUCAUCUAGCAUGGGUUACUAAUAUGACUAGGAUUGUGCCUUUGGCUGCUGGACAAUAAAAUAAAGUUGAUUUGAAUGAACCGUGCCUCGAAUAUGUCGACAGAAUCAAGUCUUGAGACCUUAAUGUUAAUUACCCUUCAUUGUUGGUCCCAUGUGGCUCAGUUGGUAGAGCAUGGCGCUUGCAACGGCAGGGUUGUGGGUUCGUUUCCCACUGGGGACAAGUACGAAAAUCUAUGCACUCACUACAUAUUGUAAUUCGCUCUGGAUAAAAGCGUCUGCUAAAUUACAAAUAAAAAAUUUGAUUUGUCAAACAUCACUGGCGUUUACCCUAUAUUUAUGUAAUUAAAAGUCUCAUUAAAGUUUGGCUACAUUUUCUGGCGCCUCCCUCAUGUCCGCAUCGGUUUGGACAGGAGGCUGUAGCCAAUAUGCAGGUAGGCUUUUUUAUUUAUGUAUAUGAAAAAUAGAUUUGAAUAUUUUUCCAAUGUUGGCCUCUGAUCCAAUUCUGAUCGGAGUAAUUGUUUGAUAUUGUGAUAAUUUUUUUGCUUGUCCUGGACAAGACAACAGGGCUCUACAGUGCGACCAUUUUAGUCUCAUAUGCGCCAAAAUAAUUUGCUGUGCUUUCUGGAAUUUUUAUUUAGGAGCACCAGUGCACCUAGAAAAAUGUAAGGAUUCUAGCAUUAAUACCUCAAAUAUUUUUCGUUGUGCUCAUACAUUUCUUUGUCUGCACCUACAUUUUUCAAUUUAGGCACAGACAUGCUCCUUGUAAAAAAAGGUCAGCGUAGAGCCCUGCAAGAGGAAUGAAUGAACUGAGUUCACCUCUGAACUGGGUUUAUAGCAAGGGUUUAUUUCCUCUUGAUCCACAUGAUUAGACGCUUUGCCCUGCAUCAUGUGCACAAGCACCCAGAGCGAGGAAUGUUACACAUUGAUUGUGGCGUGGGAGUCUAUGAUUGAAGUUGAUAUCGUUUUUCCCUGUGGCUAUAGACACAGACAAAGGGAUAUCAGUGUGAUAUAUGACCUGCACUGGUCUCUGCUUUGAUUCCAGGCGAGUCCGUCUCUGUCAUCAAGCACACCGACCCAGUGCCUGACCCCCGAGCUGUCAACCAGGACAAGAAGAACAUGCUCUUCUCUGUAAGCAACACUCUUCUCUCUUCACUCCUUACUGCUCCUUGUAGCGGCUGUAUGAUGAUUGAACUCUCCACCAUCAGCUAGUCGUUUUUGAGCUUCUCCUUCAGUUAUUUGUUUAACGUUGAAGACCUGAUGCAUGGAUCUUUAACAUUUGGGCACAAAUUAUGCCAGCAUCACUCGAUAUCAAACGUACUUAAAAAAUACAGACCCUGCUAUGUUAUUUUGGUUUGUAAAUAUAGAGUUUGAGUUUCCAUUUAGUCUGCUGUCCUCAAGCAUUUUGUAGGACUGUGUGGCCAUAAUGUUCCACCUGUGUGUUUUCAGGGCACCAACAUCUCAUCAGGCAAGGCUAUUGGUGUGGUGGUGGCCACAGGCGUGAACACUGAGAUCGGUAAGAUCCGUGAUGAGAUGGCAGCCACCGAGCAGGAGAAGACCCCCCUGCAGCAGAAGCUGGAUGAGUUUGGGGAGCAGCUCUCUAAGGUCAUCUCCCUGAUCUGCAUCGCUGUGUGGAUGAUCAACAUUGGCCACUUCAACGACCCUGUCCACGGAGGCUCCUGGAUCCGCGGCGCCGUCUACUACUUUAAGAUUGCCGUGGCCCUGGCUGUGGCCGCCAUACCCGAGGGUCUGCCCGCUGUCAUCACCACCUGCCUGGCCUUGGGCACCCGCCGCAUGGCCAAGAAGAACGCCAUCGUCCGCAGCCUGCCCUCUGUGGAGACCUUGGGCUGCACCUCUGUCAUCUGCUCCGACAAGACUGGCACCCUCACCACCAACCAGAUGUCUGUCUGCAGGGUGAGUCUGGCUGUUUUAUUUGUCUUGCUUUACACACUGACUGAACAGAGGUCUGCCUCUGAAAUGGCUCUGUUGCAUUACCUUGCUGUGAUUGGGUUUGAGAUAGUGUGAGCAGAAGGUUCUUUGUAGUGGAGAAUCAAGAGUGAGAUGUGUUACACAAAGGCGGUGAGGCAGCGACGCGCUGCGGCUGUGAUCUACAUUCAGCCGUUGGGUGACUGUUCAGCCGCGGUGCUGUUGCAUAAGUGACCUUGCGUCACAGCUCUGCAAAGCAUCCAGCCCCUCCCUCCCUCUGAGUGGCUCUCCAACACACUUCCAGCUCUGUCCCUGAGCAGUGAGACAUUUCAUUAUUCAUUGAGCGUGUUUAUUCUCUUUUUGUUGAAUAUGCACAGAACUUUGCAUGGAACUGCUGACUCCACUCCAUUAAAACAUUUGUUUUUUCUGGAUGAGAGACUCUUUAUUGGCCAGCGGCUAUUUAUUUCCCAGAAUACAUUUAUUUUGAUCUAGCAUUCCAAUGGGUCUCUAUGGUCUAUUUUAAUGUCUUUCCCUCUCUAGUCACUUCCCUUCUCCUCUGGCGCAGACUGAAAUUAUUAGAAUGGAUGAUGCCAUUUUGGCCUUAAUGCACUAGUAACUACUAGUCAUCAUAUCCUACUGUGCUUAUGUCAUUGUUUACAUUACACAAUUGAGGAUGACAUCUGUUUAAGUAAGACAUCAUGUUAAUAUGCCAGUAGGCUAAGUGGAGCUUCCUCCACAUUGCUUUCCCCAAUCAAGUAGGUUAAAGGGAUUCUGCGAGAUUCAGGCAUUUUAAGUUACUUACCUAGUCAAAUGAACUUGUGGAUACCAUUUUUAUGUCUGUGUGCAGGCUGAAGGAAGUUAGCAUUGACUCGAAACUACUGCUAACUAGCUUUAGCGCAAUGACUGGAAGUCUACAGGUACAGUAGCAUUGCUACUAGGAUGUCAAGAGCUUAAAUACCAGAAUCUCGCAGUAUCCCUUUAAGAUCUCUGAGGUAGAGGCUAGGAGCCAAAAGUGAACCCAGGCCUUCUUCAGGUAACUGCCCAGCAACCAACCCCAUCUCCCAUUUCAUCUCGGUCAGGUGAUGCUUGUAAAAAAAAUCUUCCACAAAAAUGUUUGUGUUGAAUUCACAGUAACAGAAGCAUAAUGUAUCCAGCGAAAGAGAAUGCUAUUUUUUUCUAAUCAUCUGACGUCAGCAAGGCUCUUUUGAAGUGUGGCCUCCUUCUGGAAAAGGACAUGAAUGAUUACCAUCACCCUUCCUUCCUUUUAUCUCGCUGACUGAGACGGCUGUGGUGUUGUCCCAGCUGACUGGCUGUUGUGACAGUGUUUGUGUUAGUGUGCGCGUACCUACUGUUCGGUUUAGCCAGUCCAGUUCUUCCUGAGGGAAAAGACCCUCCGGGCUCCAGCGCUCUCUUCUCUUUAUUCAGGCUCCCUGACAGACGGCCGACACUAUUUACUUAUGUAGUAUGGACUAAACCAAACAAGCACUGCUCAUUGCUUGACUCCUGCCAUAGCCCCCACUCACAGCCAGAGAGGGCAUCUAAAUCCCUGCAGCCCAGAGAGUACACACACACACACACGCGCGCACACACACACACACACACACACACACGCUAUGUUCUUCUAUCCUCAUGGGGACCUACAAUUAAUUUCCAUUCAAAAUCCUAUUUUCCCUAACCCUAAACCUAACCCCUAAACUUAAAAUAGCCUUUGUCCUCAUGGGGAUGUGGGAAAUGUUCUCACGAGGGAUACAUUUCCUUGUUUUACUAUCCUUGUGGGGACUUUUGGGGAUUUUAGGUCCCCACAAGGAUAGAAUAACCAACCCCCCCCCCCCCCCCACACACACACACACACACACACACAGUAUAGGGUGGUCUACAGCCCUCACAGGUUCUCUGUGGUGCUGACUUUCUGCAGUCCACUGUGCUAUUAUGUUGUCGGUCUGCUGCCAUCUACAGUGUCAGUUAAGAAACAGCCUCUAAUGUAAUGUUGUAACCAUACAUUGGUAUGAGAUUAUUAGUUGUGUGUAAGACAGGCCUAACUGUCCUUGCCUUGUCUGUGCUGUGUUGUGGUCUCCAGAUGUUCAUCCUUGACCAGGCCGAGGGGAACAGCUGCUCUCUGAACGAGUUCACCAUCACUGGCUCUACCUACGCCCCUGAGGGAGAAGUGUGAGUACCAAAUACACUCUUAAUGCUAAUCCAUUUAUGCUACAAUUAUUUAUUUACUUCCAGUUACGUUAAUUGUUAAACUCCCUCCAACGUUUCAUCUUGUGUCCGGCCCUGUCCUUUGUGUCUCCCUCCAGGUACCAGGAUGGCAGACUAGUGAAGUCCUCUGCGUAUGAUGGUCUAGUGGAGAUUGCCACCAUCUGUGCCCUGUGCAAUGACUCCUCUCUGGACUAUAACGAGGUCUGUGCGCCUGCCUGCCUGCCUUUCUCCUCCAUAUGGCUCAUCAUGGGACGUGGAGUAGAGGUGACUAAUGUUUGUGUUUGUGUCGUCAGGCCAAAGGUGUGUAUGAGAAGGUUGGCGAGGCCACAGAGACGGCCCUCACCUGCCUGGUGGAGAAGAUGAAUGCGUUUGACACCGACGUCAAAGGCUUGUCCAAGAUCGACAGGGCCAAUGCCUGCAACUCUGUAAGUACACUAACCACAACCGUUGAAUGGUGUGAAACGUCACAGCUGGUUGCUAGCAGGUUUUUCUGAGUCGCGUGUCUGUGUCGUCCUCUAUUAGGUGAUCACACAGCUGAUGAAGAAGGAGUUUACCCUGGAGUUCUCGAGAGACAGGAAGUCCAUGUCUGUGUACUGCACCCCCAACAAGGCCCGCGCUUCCCUCGGAAAGAUGUUUGUCAAGGUAUCAUCACCUUUUAGCAACCCUCCUAUGUGUGACUCACUUUGAACCAAGUGUUUUUGAUUCACCCGUGUUUGAAUCAGUGUUUCAACCUCAAACUCUUUCUUACCCCACAGGGUGCCCCAGAGGGAGUUAUUGACAGAUGUACCCAUGUCAGGGUGGGCACAAACAAGGUUGCCAUGACCCCAGGCAUCAAGGAGAGGAUCAUGUCUACAAUCCGAGAGUACGGGACGGGGCGUGACACCCUGCGCUGCCUAGCUCUGGCCACCCGGGACGCCCCACCCAGGAAGGAGCACAUGGUGCUUGUCGAUUGUGCCCGUUUCGCUGGUUACGAGGUGAGGAUUACUCAUCACCACUGUUGCGUAAAGUAGAUUAUAUAUAAUUUAUACUGCUGGAUCUUAUAUCAUAUCUAGUAUCAUGGUUGGAUGUUGUCAUGUAUUGUGCAGUUCUAGUAGGAACCCUGAUGGCGACACUGAUCUUAUGUGUUUCUCUGCCCAGUCUGACCUGACCUUCGUGGGCUGCGUUGGCAUGCUGGACCCACCCAGGACAGAGGUGGCUGCCUCAAUCAAGUUGUGCCGCCUGGCCGGCAUCCGAGUCAUCAUGAUCACUGGCGACAACAAGGGCACUGCCGUGGCCAUCUGCCGCCGUAUCGGCAUCCUGAGCGAGGAGGACGACGUGGACAAAAUGGCGUUCACGGGCCGCGAGUUUGACGACCUGUCCCCCCAGGCCCAGCGCGAUGCCGUGACCAACGCCCGCUGCUUUGCCCGUGUCGAGCCCUCCCACAAGUCCAAGAUCGUUGAGUUCUUGCAGGGCAUGGAUGAGAUCACGGCCAUGGUACGCUGAACCCCCCCCCCCCCCUACUCACAUCCCCCAUCCUCAUCCUUACUGUACCUGUAAAGCUGUAAUAUCUGUUGUAUUGCUGUCAGUGGAAUGCUGUUGUCAUCUAGCCUGCUAUCCACCCCUAAGUAUCUGUGCCACUGUUUUCUCCCACAGACUGGUGAUGGAGUGAACGAUGCCCCUGCCUUGAAGAAGGCAGAGAUUGGCAUUGCCAUGGGCUCUGGCACUGCCGUGGCCAAGUCAGCCUCUGAGAUGGUCCUGGCCGAUGACAACUUCUCUUCCAUCGUGGCGGCUGUGGAGGAGGGCAGGGCCAUUUACAACAACAUGAAGCAGUUCAUCCGCUACCUCAUCUCUUCUAAUGUGGGAGAAGUCGUCUGGUGAGUCAGCUGUUUGACGUUCCUUCUCCUGCCUUAGUGAUAUCUCUGUAGUGGUGUUCUGGUGUUCUCCUGUGGUGGUGCUGGUGGUGUUAACGAUGUUUCUCUGUGCGGUCAGUAUCUUCCUGACUGCUGCUCUGGGCUUCCCUGAGGCGCUGAUCCCAGUUCAGCUGCUGUGGGUCAACCUGGUGACAGACGGUCUCCCUGCCACCGCACUGGGCUUCAACCCCCCCGACCUUGACAUCAUGAAUAAGCCCCCCCGCAGCGCCAAGGAGCCCCUCAUCUCCGGAUGGCUCUUCUUCAGAUAUCUGACCAUCGGAUGUGAGUUAAUAAGACUAUUGUGCUUUGUUUCCAUUUUUAUCUCAAAUAGCUAAAUCUUAAGGUCAAGCUUACUACUACUGGCAUACCCUACCAUCUACUGUUAUUGAGCACUCCUCUGCCCCCCCCCCCCCCCCCCCCCCCCCAGUCAGUCCCGCAGUCGGUCAACUGUUUCUCCAUCUCUGUCCUCAGGCUAUGUGGGAGCUGCCACAGUGGGAGCCGCUACUUGGUGGUUCGUGGCUGCUGAGGAUGGCCCUAUGAUCUCUCUGUACCAGCUGGUGAGACUAGCUCCUUGAGGUCAGCUUUACUGUCUGUGGUGUUGUACCUCCCAGCCUAAGUCCCUCGUGUCUGUCUGACUCCCCUCCCCACAGAGCCACUUCCUGCAGUGUUCUCCUGACAACCCUGACUUCGCCGACCUGGAGUGUCGUGUGUUUGAGUCCCCCUACCCCAUGACCAUGGCCCUGUCUGUGCUUGUCACUAUUGAGAUGUGCAAUGCCCUUAACAGGUGGGUCCCCUGCAGUGAGCGGAGCAUUCUUUCAUCCUCAAAGAAUCACUUGCAUUCAGUAGAGGACAGCUACAAUUUUCUAAGUACAAGAAUGAAAUAUAGAGUAAUGGCUGUGGACCCUAAAUCAGAUCUUAAUGUGACCUUCACCUCUCUAUCCCCAGCCUGUCAGAGAACCAGUCCCUGCUGCGUAUGCCCCCCUGGGAGAACAUCUGGCUGCUGGGGGCCAUCUGCCUCUCCAUGUCCCUUCACUUCCUCAUUCUCUACGUGGAGCCACUGCCUGUAAGUCAGCUUUACUCAUAUCAACCUCUCAACCCAGGUCAUUCUCUAGGUGCCCCAUUCUCACUCUCUCCAUCCAUCUGUCCGCCUCCACCUCUCCAGGUCAUCUUUCAGAUUACCCCUCUGGACCUGACCCAGUGGCUGGUGGUGCUGAAGAUCUCCCUGCCUGUCAUCCUGCUUGAUGAGCUGCUAAAGUUCGUGGCCAGGAACUACCUGGAACCCGGUAACCAGCCAGAGUAUAAGUCAGCCGGCAAAGGCUGGUCCCCCUCUGCAUGCACGGAGGGCAUCUCCUGGCCCUUUGUGGGCAUCACCCUCCCCCUGGUGCUGUGGCUCUACAGCAUCGACACUAACGUGUCUGCCCUGUUCUGGUCCUGA
Coregonus sp. 'balchen' is the source of this 24240-nucleotide messenger RNA. NCBI's taxonomy places the organism in Eukaryota, Metazoa, Chordata, Actinopteri, Salmoniformes, Salmonidae. The record is from the annotation of a GenBank genome assembly.